Tetrahymena thermophila SB210 is the source of this 5310-nucleotide messenger RNA. RefSeq names its product transmembrane protein, putative. Lineage: Eukaryota; Ciliophora; Oligohymenophorea; Hymenostomatida; Tetrahymenidae. The record is from RefSeq and is a predicted model, not a curated record. The transcript has 7 exons.
AUGAGUGUAAAACACCCGUCUCUAAAUGUAAUUUAUGUUGCAGCGCUAAACGGAGGACUAUUUGUAUUAGACUCAGCUUCUCAGGUAUAAUUUUAGUACUUCAAUAUGACUUGCAAGAAAGUCUUCCUCAGAAAUGGCCAACUUUAUGCAUCAAUGGGUAAAGAAGGGUAUUCAAUAUUUUAAAUGAACCCACAAAAUGGCUUCUUAACCUUGGUUAUCAAUAACUAAAUAGGAAGUUCGGUUGAUAGCAUCUAUGUAGACUAAACAGCUUAAUUCAUUUACAUAGGAAGCGAAGGGUAUAUAUAUUUAAUUUAAGUAUCAGGUUAAGGCUAAAAGCAAACCGAUUAUGCUGUCUCUAUGCAUGUAGGAAUCUACUCAGGAGAGUCUAACUAUAUUUAUAGUACUUAAGAUGAGUAAUAUUUGAUGGUUGCCAAUUUGGGAAAUGGUGUUAGUGUGAUAAACAUCUCUUAGAAGAACUAACCUUAUUUAGUAUCUCAAAAGCUUCCAGAAUGGCAAGUUGUGGAUCUCAAAAUGGUUAGUAAAGGGUAGAUUGUUUAUGCCAUCGAAGAAUGGUAUGGGUUAUUUAUCGGGGAUUUCUCUUCACUCUACGUAAAUGAAAAUAUCUUCAAAGCAAAAGAUUAAGUAUGGGUUAAUCACCUUAGUUUUUAAGCUACUUCAAGAGCAAUAGAAGUAUCUUCAGAUGAAAAAUUCUUAUUUGUAGGACUAAGACAAAUAGGGGUUUAUAUAUUUGAUAUUUCAAGUAGCUAAAACAAACUGAACCCAAUUUUAAUAUAAAAAGUCUAAAUUAGUGGCUUGGCUAACCAUAUUUUUAUGUAUAAUUCAGAUAACUCUUUCCUCUAUUCCAAUGGAUGUUGUGUUUCAAUUACUAAUAAAGUAGAAGCAAAUUUCAACACUGAUAUUCCUAAUGUAUUUAACACUCACAUAUCUCGCAGCUUCUAAGUAUUAGAUGUAGAUACAAUUCCUUGGGAUUACAAAUAUUCUUCAAAUAGCUAAUAACUUUAUCUGGCGGCAGCCUUCAAUGGAUUACAGGUCUUCUAACUGCAAAAUAGCACUUUUCUUCCUCCAAUUAAGCUUUUCUCAUCUAAUUCUUAUCCCUCUACUAGUACAGAUACAGUUACUUUAAUAGAGGAAAAAAAUCUGCUCGUAUAAGGCAGUUCAGAAAAAGGAAUCAUAUUAUGGGACAUUAAAAAUUUAACCUCAAUUAAAAAAGUAGGAGAAUUUAAUCACCCUCUUCAAAACAGUGAUAGUGAUGGAAUAGUCUAUAAUUCAAAACUAGGUUGUUUGGCUAUUGCAAAUGGAUACUAAGGAGCUUAUUUAUUAGACAUUAAUGAUUUAAAUAAUUUAAAAAUGAUUAGUGAAAUAAAUGUUAUAGACUAUGAUAUGUAAGUUACAGCUGAGAGUAUUUUAAUGACUUAAGAUGCAAAUUACUUAGCCAUAUCUCUAAGAUAUUAUGGAGUAUUAAUAUUUAAUAUGAAAAUUCUUAAGAGUCCUAACCUUAUAAGUAAUUUCAUAACUUAUGGAGGGGAAAAAUGUAUAUUAAGCUAUGAUGAAAAUUACAUUUUCGUUAGUGAUGGCUAUAAAGGAAUUACAAUAAUAAACUUUGUUGAUAAGGAAAAUGCUUAUAUUUAAUCAAGCUUAAACCUAGGGGCACAGGCUUUAUAUGCUUAUUAGAGCAAAAUAAAUCAGAAUAUAAUUUAUGUAUCUUUAAUAGAAAAUGGAUAGCUAGCAGUUAUAGAUGUUUCAAAUAAAAGUAAUCCUUACAAAAUGGCUUAAAUAUAAUAUGGAUUUGAAAAAUCUUUCGCCCUGCGUGAAGCACCAAACCAACAAUUUAUAACUUAUUUAACUAGCAAUGGGUUACGCUUCUAAUCGAUAAGCUUCCCAAUAAAAAUACAUACAUAGAUCAGAAAGAUAAUAUAAAUUUAAUAGAAUCUCUAAAAAACUUUUAUCAUUGUCUCUUCAAAUGAAUAAUUUAAAGUUGGGGAAACUGUUGAACUAAUAUUCUCAUCAAUAUUAUUUAAUCAGUCUAUUAAAUUAGAAAAAAUUUUUUAUUACAAAGAAUUUUAAGUCACUUAAAUUGAAUAAUGGAUGUAGUUUAAUUAAGACAAGAAUAAGCUUAGAAUGACAAUAGAUAAAAAUGCCAUAUAAAAUAACAAUGGUUUGAAUAUCGUUCUAUUACAAAUACUAAUACAACUGAAUCAAACUUCAUUCAUUUCAUAAACCUACUCAAUUAAUCAAACUUAGUCCUCUUAAAUCUACCAAAAGCUCAAACAAAGAGCUAUAUUGAACGAUAAUGACUAUCUAAAUUUAAAUAACUUCUAACUAAAUUCAAACUUUUAUAUAGAUUUAGACAACACUCCUUAGUACAGCAAUAUUACAGCAACUUAAGAUUAUAUUAAACAAAUCUUAUUAUAAUCAAUUUAUUACCAACCUAUAAAAUUUAACGUUGUUUCUAGUCUAGUUUUAAAUUUAAUUUACUCAGAAAAUAAUUAACCUAUUUCUACAAUUUCAUAAACUGUGAAAAUUAUUAUCUAAAUAUUUGAUGCCUAAUCUUAUUUCAUAGAGAAUACGGUUGCUCUUUAAGCACAGAUAAGCAUGUCCUAGGAUUUUAAAUCAGUUGUUAUUGAAGGCCAAACAAUAGAUGUGAAUCAGAUUCUUUUAGAUGGAGUUGAAGCUGUAUUUUAUUAAUAAAUUGAUUAAAUUUUAGUGUAAGUUACCCUCAUAGAUAACAUCAAUUUUGAUGUAGUUCAAACUUAUAAAGUUUCCUAAUUAUAAUUUCUCAAAAAUGCAAAACAGAUUAACAACUAUAACUCUCUGAAAUAGUAAUUUGAAGAUUAAAUCAGCGAACAACUGACAGUUGAUAAAGUAUACACAUUUACAUUCUCAAGCAACACUUUUUAGUAUCUGCUACCUUAGCAAGAAGGUUUACAAUUUUAGGCAUUUAUAAAAAAAGACUCAAAUACUUAUGUCAAUAUAUAAGACAUUGACUGGAUUGAUUUUGAUUCUAGUAAUAGAUAGUUUAAAUGGUAAGGAAGUUUAUCAUAGCUUUCAAAGAGAUAUACAAUAGUUAUCAACGCCACUCUUACCAACUCAAAUAAAUAUUGGGCUGAAGAUUCUUUUGAAAUUCAUUUUGAGAGGAUACCUGUCGAAUUAAUUGUCAUGAUAUGCUUAAUAAGCUUUUUCUUUGCUUUAGUUAUUCUUAUAUUAUAUUGUUAUAGAGCUAAAAUUUAAUAUUUUAGAUAUUUUGAAAGAUACAGCUAUUCAAGUGAACCUGCAAUAGUCAAUAAAAAUUUCUAUAAAAUUAUUAUGCUUAUUCCUAACUAUCUAGGGGAAUUUCAUAAGCUUUGGUAGUAAUUUAUAAAAAACGAAAAAAAAGAGAAUAAAAGUGUGAAAUUAAACUUUAAAAAAUAUUUAACACCUUAAUCUAAAGAAAUUGAUGUGCAGCUUUUAAUAGACAAGCUUAAGAGCAUAUAUGAAUUAAAUAAACAUUUUUAUUCCAAACUAAAAGAUUAAGAAUUCAAAGUUACCAAUUUUAGGCUUUCGAAUUUAGUGAGAGGUGCCUUUUCAAGGUAAAUGCUAUAAGAAGAUUUAGCUACAUUAGAAGUUUAUCAAUAGUUAAAAGCUAUUGCAUAGAAAAAAGGAUUUCGCAAAGAUUGGUAUAAAUAUUACACUAAGAUUGUUUACCCUGAAAAGAUUAAUGAAAAAGUACCUGUGCUUACAAUAGAAGAGAGUAACAGCCAUACUAAUGUUGAUUCGUACAAUAUGUCUUAAUUGGAGUAAAACUUUCCAAUUAUUAUUAUUGACGAAAGCAAAAUAAUAUUUACCUUAGAAGAGGCGAAUUCAAAUUAAAUGGAAAAAAAUAAUUCUUAUAACCACUAAUUACUAUUCGAAAAUAUAAAAUCAGAAGGAUAUGGUUACGUGAAUAAAGCAAUUAAGAGAUAAGAACCCAGUUAUGGAGAGGCAAUACACAUUUUACAUUCUAACAUUAAAAAAAUUGUUGCUUUCAAAAAAAGAGCAGAAGAAUCUAGAUGUAUUUGCUUUCCAAAGAUUCGUUAAAAGUUUUUCUUGGACUUUUAAGAAAUUUAGAAUGUAAAAAACUCAAAUCUGCCUGAAUGGCUAAAGUGUGAAGUUACAUAGAGUUCUAUAAUUUUGAGUGGAAAACCUAGCUCGUAAGAUGUUGGAGAUAUCCUGAUCAGAGUUUAUGAUAAAAACAAUUACAUACUCAAUUAAUUCUUUAUAAAUGUACGUAAAAUGCGCAAACAAACUUAUGUUAACCCUGAAUUAGAGGCAUAUUAAAUUAGUAACCGUCAGCAAAUGCCUCCUCUUUCCCAACAAUUAUUAGUUCCAUAACAUAGUAAGUUAUCAAAUUAGUUUUAGGGGUUAGUUCCAAAUAAAGUUGUAAGUUCAGUUGGAGGAUCUGGAAUUUUAAAUACUAAUACCUACUAUUAAUAAUCUCCCCACACAGUUAACACAAAUUCUCCUCUGCAACUAAACUAAUCUUCAAAUCAAGUCAUUCAGGCUUAAGGACAGAAAAGAAUUUUAAGAAAUCAUUCUAAAAAAAGCUCUUAAAGAUAUUCAAUAAAGUAAUAUAAAUAGUUAUUAAACGGAAAUGGAGAUUUGAAUAUGAUCAGAUUAAAAUCAGAUAAUUAAAUUAAAGAUAAUUCAAUUGUUACUGAAAACCACAAAAAGAACUCCGAUGAUUAUAUUUAUAGGAAAAAUAUGUAGUCUCCAACAUAUCAAGAUUCUCCAACUUUAGAGAACAUUCAAAUAAAAUAGUGUAAUAACCAAGAUAAAAAUGGCAUAACUAAUUAUAGUAGUAGUAGUUAAAUGCUUCAUUUAUAGGCCUAAGAAAACAAUGAUAUUAGAGCCAUAAAGGAAGAAAAUCUAUUAAAACUAAAAGGAGACAAUAACUAUGAUAGUUUAGACCCAGAAUAAAUCUUCAGUAAACCCAUGAAACACUUUAUGAAUAAUUACAACCAUCACCAUCCUAUUGAUAAUGAAACUAUUUAAGAAGAGCUUCAAACAAACUAAAAAGAUUAAAACAAGUCUCACUCUUCAUUCAAUUUCAAUCAAAAUAGUAGGUACAAAUUUUCGACUUCUAAUGCUUAACAUUAAGAAGAUUAAAGUUCAAUUUCUCAAUACAAAAGCUACCAAGAAAGCUAUGAUUUUGAAAAAUCUUUAGGUUUAAUGUCAUGCGAGCAAAUUGAUGUCAAUAGCCCAAAACUCACUCAAUUUAAACCAAUAUCUAUAAAACAGUUAAAUUAAAUUCCAUCAAAUGAAAAUAUAGCUUGA